Aphis gossypii (cotton aphid) is the source of this 1449-nucleotide messenger RNA. Its product is annotated as trans-1,2-dihydrobenzene-1,2-diol dehydrogenase-like. The record is from RefSeq and is a predicted model, not a curated record. The transcript is spliced from 6 exons. The coding region runs from base 306 to 1295 and encodes 329 amino acids. Lineage: Eukaryota; Metazoa; Arthropoda; Insecta; Hemiptera; Aphididae. Gene Ontology annotation, molecular function: nucleotide binding.
AUAAACUGCCGUGACCCGUGCGCGUGUACAAUUUAUUUAACCCGACUGUACGCUGUUCACUGUAGAAAAACAUAAUAAUAUUACUGUGCACGAGAUUCCGUCGCAACCGACGAGAUAUUAUUUCGUUCUGUAUUAAUUAGCGCCUCCACGCGAACAGGUUGUCCGCGCGGCACUGGUGUGUUCCACUCUUGGCAUACUCCUCGUCGAGCCGAGUCGUUCAAAUUUGAGUAUAGGUAUUUCACUGUUAUUAUCGGGCGCAUCCGACAAACGCGACAGUUUCGAGUGCACAUUACUACCGUUCAGAGAUGGCGACCCGAUGGGGAGUAAUAGGCACCAGCAAUAUUUCGCACGACUUUGCCGUGGCCAUGAGUACGUUGCCGCGGACAGAACACUUGAUCACGGCGGUGGCGUCCAAAGACAAGGCGAGGUCUCAAGAAUUCGCUCAACAGUUUGACAUUCCCAAGGCGUACGAUUCUUAUUCUCUGGUGGCCACCGACCCCGAAGUAGACGUUGUUUAUGUGGGCACCCUCAACGAACACCAUUACUCUGUCAGUCGUUUGAUGUUGGAACACGGUAAAAAUGUUCUAUGCGAAGAACCAUUCUGUCAAAAUACCAAACAAGUCCAACAGCUCGUUGAACUUGCGAGGUCUAAAAACUUGUUUAUUAUGGAGGCUAUGUGGAUGUUUUUCACUCCAGCGUUUACUAUUUUAAGAGAAGAAAUUAACAAAGGUACAAUUGGCGAACCUUUACAAAUUAUUUCUUCAUUUGGUACACCGAUGUCCGAAUCGCUAAUUCAACAGCGAAAUAGUGGAGGAUCAAUAUUAGAGUUAGCUGUAUUUUCAGUUUACAUGAGUCAAUUUCUAUUUGGCCCUGAAAAGCCACAAAUUUAUGGCACUUGUGGACAGUUAACAGAAUCUGGGUUUGACAAGGAUGCGAGUGUAAUUUUAAAGUAUAGUAAUGGCAGAAUUUCUACAUUUUUAAGCCAUUUUAAAGUUGACCUACCCAAUGAGGCGACUGUAUUUGGCACUAAAGGAAAUAUUAAAUUAUACGAUCCAUUUUGGUCAGCGACUAAAAUGUCUAUAAAUGGAUCAGACAUUAAUAUAGAUGUGCCUGAAACAAAAAAACCAACCAGAUAUGGAAAUAGUGUACAACUAAUCUACGAAAUUCAAGAAGUUAGAAAUUGUCUUCUGAAAGGUUUGAAUGAGAGCAGUAUAGUUCCAUGGUCUUUAAGUAUAGAGAAUGCAAUUUUAGUUGAAGAUAUAAGGAAAAAAUUAGGAGUAACUAUAUGUAAAUAAUAGAAACUAAAUUUGGUACAUAAUUUAUGUUUUACAUUUUAUCUUAUUGUUUCAAUUUUUUUAAUUAAGCUAAUAUAAUAAAAUAUUUGUUUAUGCUCAAAAACAUACUAAUGAAAUUAUAGAUAAAUAUAUUUGCAUUCUAUUGUACCUGCAA